Messenger RNA from Gopherus evgoodei (Goodes thornscrub tortoise), 1829 nucleotides. RefSeq names its product PDZ and LIM domain 4 (gene PDLIM4). Lineage: Eukaryota; Metazoa; Chordata; Testudines; Testudinidae. The transcript is spliced from 7 exons. Gene Ontology annotation, molecular function: actin binding; muscle alpha-actinin binding. The record is from RefSeq and is a predicted model, not a curated record. Gene Ontology annotation, biological process: actin cytoskeleton organization; muscle structure development; heart development. Gene Ontology annotation, cellular component: stress fiber; Z disc; adherens junction. Bases 86 to 1078 code for a protein of 330 amino acids.
UUGUCGGGCGCAGUGGCUGAGGAGAAGGGGCAGAGCGUUCCCGCCGCAUGCGCUCCCGGUCGCAGCGCGCCCCAGCCCGCCCAGCAUGUCCCAGACUGUGGCUCUGACCGGCCCCUCGCCCUGGGGCUUCCGGCUGGUGGGGGGCAAGGACUUCAGCACCCCGCUGACCAUCUCCAGGAUUAAUCCUGGGAGUAAGGCAUCCAUGGCUAACCUGUGCCCCGGAGAUAUUAUUCUGGCAAUUAAUGGAGAGAGCACAGAAAACAUGACUCAUUUAGAAGCACAAAACAAGAUCAAAGCAUGUAUGGACCAGCUGAUGCUAUCUGUGAACAGGGCUGAAGGCAAGACUUGGUCUCCUAAUAUUCUAGAAGAUGGAAAAGCACAAGCUUACCGGAUCAACACAGAGUCAGAAUCACAGGAUAAUGGGCCCACUCAGAGCCGAAGAUCAGUGCCCUAUGCUCCCGGAGGGAGCCCCACUGACAACAAACAGGUGUUGAAUUUACAGUACAAUAAUCCAACACGACUCUAUCCAAAUAACAAUGUCGAAUCCAGUUUGCCAGCACAGAUGAGUGGGCUCCAUAUUGCUUCGCCACACAGUGCUGACCCUUUAAAACCUCUCCUGAGAAGCAGAAAUGGAAUUGACAUGGAGUCAGAUGUGUACAAGAUGCUCCAGGAUUAUGAAAAGCCAGCUUCGGAGCCUAAGCAGUCUGGAUCCUUCCGAUAUUUGCAGGGCAUGUUAGAAGCUGGAGAGAAUGGUGAAAAACUCGACCGACUGACUGGCCCUAGAAACAUCAAAUCUCCAGUAUCAAAACUUGGUGGUGCCAUGUCUGGAUUGCAGAUGCUUCCUGAGUGCACCAGAUGUGGAAAUGGGAUUGUAGGGACCAUUGUCAAAGCUCGGGACAAGCUCUACCACCCAGAAUGUUUCAUGUGCGAUGACUGUGGCCUAAACCUGAAGCAGAGGGGAUAUUUCUUCAUCGAGGAGCAACUGUACUGCGAAACGCACGCGAAGGAAAGGGUUAAGCCCCCCGAAGGAUAUGAUGUUGUCGCUGUUUAUCCAAACGCAAAAGUCGAACUUGUCUAAGUGCAUACUCUAUUCCUGCAGAGGUCAAAAGGCAACUCGCCCACCCACACACAUGCCGCUAGUUUUAAAAUAUGUCAGUAAUCAGCUCCGAUUACUAGCGUCUCAGUAAAAUGCCUAUUCAGAGAUAAAGCGGUUUACACUAGGGAUCUCAAGGGGAUGGUGUUGAAAGCAUAUGAACAGAUUUUUUCCUUCCUUUUGACGCUCUGCUUUUGGGUUGUUGUGCUGGGGGGUGUUAAAUAAGUUCUGCCAUGGCCUUGUCCAAGAUCUGUGUAAAUAUUGAUUAAUGUUCUACUCUGUUUCAUAUAAAACCAGUAUUCUUUUUUUUCCUCUUCAUUUUAAAAUGUAAGGAAAACAUUUUAAAAGCUCAAAGGAAAUAAGGCACUUUAACAAGAGAAACUAACUUUUAUUGCAUUGCUUUAGAUCCAUACCUUUCAGUAACACAUUGAGACCAUGUGGAAGCUGUGUUCCUGCAAUGUAGCGUGGUGGUGGGGUGGAGAGAGUUUCAGACAUGAUCUGAUAUUAAGCAGAGAUGACUGUCCUGGGCAAAAAUGAUCUUUUUAAAAAAUAACCAUGGUGAAAUUCACUAGUUAUAUUACAUGGCAUUGACCUGAUCUGCAGACCUGUUCCAGGUUUUAAUAAAAAAGAAUCAAAAAGGCACUUUGCACCUACAUUUUGCUAUAACAGUGGUUCUCAAACUUUUGUACUAGUUACCCCUUUCACACAGCAAGCCUCUGAGUGUGGACCCCCCCUU